AGCAGAGCUUAAAGUAAGAACAACAUUCUGCGGUAGCGAGGGGUUCGACUGCUACUACUCAUCAAGCAUACGACAACUGGGAAGCCAUCGUGAGCGAAGUGGUCGUCCUCACUAGAGACUGUCGGAGUGGGCUCUUGACCUCACAGCCACCAGGGACCUCGUCUAUAAUACCAAUCCUCAACAACAUGUCAUUAACAGAAUCUACACCCGAGGCCGCUGCGAAGGCGGCCUCCCUCUCGGCUCGUAGCCUUGCCGUCCUGCCAGUAUCAGCACGCAACGAUGCUCUGACAGCCAUGCACGACGCCCUGCUCACGAAUAAAGAGUCCAUACUUGCCGCCAAUGCACAAGACAUGAUCCGCGCCACCUCGGCCUCACAGUCUGGCCACCUAUCCCAAAGCGUCCUCAAACGUCUCGACCUUUCCCGGCCCGGUAAAUAUGAGGACAUGCUGCAGGGUAUCCUCGACGUGCGUGGACUCGACGACCCGAUCGGCAAAUGUGACCUGCGUACCCUUCUUGACGACGGAUUGGAACUCGAACGCGUGUCGUGCCCGAUUGGCGUGCUACUUAUCAUCUUUGAAGCGCGACCGGAAGUCAUUGCCAAUAUUGCGGCGCUGGCCAUCAAGUCCGGCAACGCGGCGAUCUUGAAAGGCGGGAAAGAAUCCACCAACUCCUUUGAGACGAUUGCAAAAGUCAUCAGCACCACAUUGGAAGGGACGCAAGUGCCCAAUGCGGCGAUACAGCUCGUUAAGACACGCGACGUCAUUGACCAGCUGUUGGGGCUUGAUCGCUAUAUCGACCUAGUCAUCCCGCGUGGUGGGAAUGAGCUUGUCAGGUACGUCAAAGAGCACACGAAAAUCCCGGUGCUGGGUCACGCGGAUGGAUUAUGCAGUGUAUACUUGCAUAGUGAUGCGGAUCAGGAGAUUGCGGUUCGAGUCGUGGUAGAUUCGAAAUGUGACUACCCAGCCGCUUGUAAUGCGGCCGAGACAUUAUUGGUGCAUGAGAGUGCAUUGACAACAGCGCUGCCAGCUGUGGCCGAGGCGUUGCUUGCAAAAGGGGUAUCAUUGCGGUGUGAUGAGCAGAGUAAGAACGCUCUGAGAAAGAUGUUGCCUCCGACGAACGCUACGUUGGUGCAAGAGGCGGGUGAGGAGGAUUACAACACAGAGUUUCUGGAUCUCAUCAUGGCAGUGAAGACGGUACCUGCCACGACAGUCAUUACGAACGGCCAGCUCGCGGACGAGCAACGAUCAAACGACACGUCGCUAGACUUGGCGAUCGCGCAUAUCAAUACGCAUGGGUCGAAGCACACGGACUGCAUUGUAACGAGCUCAGAGAGAGCGGCAGAGAAGUUCAUGUCCUCUGUCGACUCGGCCGGCGUGUAUUGGAAUGCUUCCACAAGGUUUGCUGAUGGGAUGAGAUAUGGGUUUGGCACAGAGGUGGGCAUCAGCACGAAUAAGAUACAUUCCAGAGGCCCCGUUGGUCUCGAGGGCCUGACAAUCUACAAGUACAAGAUCAGGGGACAUGGGCAGACUGCUGCUGAGUAUGGUGAAGGAAGCGGGAAACGAAAGUACAAGCAUGAGAGAUUGAGCAUUUGAGCGCACAAUAUUGUAAGGCUGGCGAGUUAUGCAUUUCAUCCGAGCUGCAAAUGGAGAGUUGUCGAACCGCCUACCAUGCUUUUGAACAGCUGCUGAAGCAAGGAGACGGACAACCGGGAAGAUUCUCAAGAUUCGCGAGACGGAAUGUACCUGGCCCGCUACCUGAUGACCGGCUGCACGCAACAGUCACUGAAAUGUGCACUGCCAGUAGCUCAACUAAGCCUGAAAGACCGAGCAUUUCGUCUGGAUCAAGAGCAUCUCAACCGUCUGCACGAAAUUGAGACUUUAAACACCAGCGUACCAUAUUAAUUGGACAUUCUGGACGACGAUUGAUGCCGCAAUUCUGACUGCCAGUCUCCUUCCUCUGGUGCACUCAAUUCCAUGUUGACGUCCUGAUAUAUCUCGAUGCAAUGGCACCAAUGGAACGAUCAGGUACCUAUAACUACUCUAUACUGCAAAGUCAGAGAGCAUGAUUUAUCCGAGG
Molecule: messenger RNA, 2076 nt
Organism: Exophiala xenobiotica
Lineage: Eukaryota; Fungi; Ascomycota; Eurotiomycetes; Chaetothyriales; Herpotrichiellaceae
Product: glutamate-5-semialdehyde dehydrogenase
Exons: 1
Coding region: 186-1592 (468 amino acids)
Molecular function (GO): glutamate-5-semialdehyde dehydrogenase (NADP+) activity; NADP binding
Source: RefSeq, a predicted model, not a curated record